This is a messenger RNA of Dracunculus medinensis (Guinea worm), 6462 nucleotides long. Lineage: Eukaryota; Metazoa; Nematoda; Chromadorea; Rhabditida; Dracunculidae. The record is from the annotation of a GenBank genome assembly.
AUGGAGCAAAAGAAUGAACCAAUCCAUAAAAUCAAAUAUUUUACGGUCAUAUGCGCUAAAAACGAUGGUGGUCUGGAAAAUAUUGAUAAUGAUUUAAUCAGUGCCAUCGAGGAAAUUCGUAAGACGCACUCAAAUGUAACUGAUUAUUUAUGCAGCUUGAUCAUUCUUAACAAAUUUUCACAGCAUAAUCCCGUAAAUGGCUCACGCCAGUUAAUGAUUGAUGAUGAUUUUCUCUCUCGAGAAAAAUUUAUCAGUUCUAUAACUGAAUCUGAUGCUAUUUUGUUAGUGCAGUUAUGUGAAAUGCUUCUUCGUGAUUUUUCGAUUAAUGAUAAGCGAGAAAUUUUACUGAAAUCACUUCUUUUUACUCUAUUUUGGCCCACUUUUCACGUGCGAAAGAUUGCAAAUCUUACAUUGGGAAAAGUAAUCUCCUGGUAUGGUAUAGAAUUCUGCAAAAUAUUUCUUGGCACAAUGUACGAUUAUUUAAGCUCUGGGAUUGCUGAUCAAGUAUUAUUACUAAUGCAUGAAAAAUUUCUUCAGUGUCUUUGUAAUAUUAUCUUAGCCUAUCUUACGAUGUUUUUAGUUGAAGAAAAUGGUUCAUUGUGGUCAAAUUGGCUUUCAAUUAUAAAGAAUUUAUCUGAGAUUCUAAAUGAGGACUUGGUUUCUUCUAUGGUUGAAAGUGUUUUCAUUUGUGCGGAUGCACGCGUACGUGAAUAUGCUAUAAAGACGAUGAUUUCCGUCGGUAGUACAAUCUCAUUUCAAAAUGCUGUUUGGAAUCAGUGUGAAAAUAUUUUCUCAAAAUUGGACAUUGAUCGAUUGACAUCUAUCACUGAAAAAGAUAUCGGUAUAUUCAAAACGAAAGAUGGAGUUCUGUAUAACACGGAAGUAAUCGAACAAAAUAGCGAUGAAACUAAUGAUACAAAAAAUGUUAAACGUGAAAAUAAGGCGUAUAAAUUUAAAGAACAAAUUCUGGAUGUGCAAAUUAGAAAGGAACUGGCUGAAAAACGACGAAAAGAAGGAAAAUUAACAGAACGACAGAAAAAAGCAGUGGAAGCUGAACUUCAACUUGAACAUAAUAUCCGUAACGAAUUAAAGUCCUUGUAUACGCUUUGUGAAGAACAUUUUCUCAUUCUUAAUGCUGCUAUUCGAGGUAAUCCGUCCAUCUCAGUGAUGCAUACUUCUUUGCUAUAUUCAGUAAUCAUACCAUUGCUAAAAUCUCAUCUUGUUGCGCAGUUAGCAUUUGAGGCUUUCCGUGCCUUUCGUGAUGCAACAUUUGAACCUUCAGAGGAUCUGCUUCAUGAACUUGUAUUAUAUGGAUCAGUGCGAAUUUUUGAUUCGCUAUAUUGUGAUAAGGCAUGGAGUCAAGAGCCUCUUGUUAAACAAUUAGAAAGAACCAUCGGUCUACUCUCGGCUCGUUGUAUGGUUAACCCAGUUGUAUUGUUGAGAGAUGAAGAAUCUGCUGUUGCAAAUGAACAGUUAGAAGGACAAUUAGAACUUGAAGAAGAAACCAUCACUAUUGCUAAAUUAUGCUAUGUAUUUCCUCUAAUAGAUGCUAUAAUAAGGCAUGAGGGAAUGCCAUAUGUAUUACGUUCAAAUUGUAUCCAAUUUUUGACCACAGCACUCAAUAGCAGAUUUAUAAAGGAUUACGAAAUAAGUUUAUUGCCUUUGAGUAAUUUAUGCGAUCUCUUGCUUUUCGUCUUGCAUGCAGCACCUUCUGAAUUAAGUCAAUUUGCACUGUCAACUUUGAUCACUUUCUUUGAACUUCUGGAUGGGUGUACUUCAAAAGAUGCGAAAAUUUUAGCUGUUGUCCAAGAAAUGUUGCAGAGGCUCAUUGUUGAUGAUGAAAAUUUCAGAGAAAAUGUUCUUCGUGCACUUAGUGUAUGUCUUCGAAUUUAUCGCUUUUCGUUAACCUCUGAUAUUUAUCAUGAAUUUGUGAAACUUUUCAAUCGUCGAAUUUUUGUUGCACAAUACGAUGAAAAUGAAUUUUGCUCAAAAUUAGCAAAGAGAAUAUGGAAUGAUGCAAAAAUAGUUAUUAACAGUCCUUAUAGCUUAGAUAUGUGCGGUGAAGUAUUAGAAGAAAUUGUAUCUGAUGAACAAUUUAUGAGGAUAUCAACCUCACGUGCCCUGCAAAUGUUAAUUAUCAAGUUUCCUGAACAACUUGAGACUUCUAUCAGAAAGCUGGAUGAGCUUUAUAUGAAAUGGAAGGAGCCAUGUGGAGCAGUAAUAGAUGAAGUUGGUCGUAUGAUCAAAGAAGCAAUUGAUCCAUGGAAGAAACGGUUGGGUGUCGCUGAAUCUUUGUUGGCUCUUUCUGGUCAUCUAGCUGAGUCUUGUGUUAUGCUUUUUAUUAAAGUUAUUGUGCCAAAAGGUCUCGAUGAUCGAAACGAGCAGUGCCGUGAAAUUAUGCGUAAUGCUGCAGUUGAAACUGUAAAAAAUCAUGGCCGAUCAAAAAUGAGCGAACUUUUGCCCUUUUUCGAAAAGAUGUUGGAUUCACUUUCGAAGGAGAAAACGCAUGAUAAUUUGAGGCAAGGCCUGGUCAUUUUAUUAGGCACAUUAGCGCAAUAUAUCGAUCAAAACGAUGGCAAAGUUCGUAUGAUUACUGGUCGUCUAAUAGAAACAUUGUCAACACCAUCCCAGCAAGUUCAAGAAUCCGUUUCAAAAUGUCUUCCACCUUUGGUUCCAGCAAUAAAGGAAGACGCAAAACAAUUGGCAUUAACAUUACUUUCUUUGCUAGUCGAUGCAGAUACGUAUGGCGAAAGACGUGGGGCAGCUUAUGGAGUUGCUGGUUUAAUUAAAGGUUUGGGAAUGUCUUCACUUCGUGAACUUGAUUUAAUGAAAAAAUUGCAAGCCUAUUUGGACUAUAAAAAAUGUGCGAAACAUCGAGAGGGUGCAUUAUUAGCUUUAGAGAUAUUAUGCGGAACUCUUGGAAAAUUAUUUGAACCUUACAUUGUUCACAUUGUUCCUGCGUUGCUUAUUUGCUUCGGUGAUAAUGAAGAGAAUGUGCGUCAUGCAGCGCACGAUGCAGCACGCGAAAUGAUGGCUAUGCUUUCUGCACACGGAGUGAAAUUGAUAUUACCAUCUCUUUUGAUUGCUCUGGAUACGGAUUCAUGGCGAACAAAAUGUGCUUCUGUCGAAUUGUUAGGUGCAAUGUCAUUCUGUGCUCCGAAACAGCUAUCUGCCUGUCUUCCGAGUAUUGUACCCAAACUUCUUGAAGUCCUUACCGAUUCUCAUUCGAGAGUUCAAAAAUCAGGCGAGAAAGCCUUGAAACAAAUUGCAAAUGUAAUUCGGAAUCCCGAAAUUCUUAGUAUAAGUGGGCAUUUAUUAUCGGGAUUGAUCGAUCCUGCAAGUAAAACAACGUCUUGCCUGCAAACAAUAAUUAACACGAAAUUCAUCCAUUAUAUGGAUGCUGCCUCAUUAGCUUUAAUAAUGCCUAUUGUACGAAGAGCGUUUUCUGAUAGAAAUGCCGAGACGCGACGUAUGGCUGCACAAAUUAUUGCUAAUAUUUAUUCGCUUACUGACAGCAAGGAUAUUGAACCCUAUUUGUGCGAUCUUGUCCCUGGACUCCAGGAAUCGUUGCUUGAUCCAGUACCGGAAAUUCGUACAGUAGCGGCCAAGGCGUUUGGAGCAAUCGUUGCUUGUUCAAGUGGUAGUAUAGCCGAACGCCUGAAUGAUGAAAUUUUACCUUGGCUUAAAGAAAAGCUUACUUCUCGAACGAGUUCUGUAGAUCGUUCUGGAGCUGCACAAGGCUUCGCAGAGGUGAUGAAAGCACGCGGCGAUGGUCAGCUUAGAUUAAUUAUGCCAGAAAUAAUUGAUAUAACAGAAUCUACGUCUACAACUCCAGAAGUUCGUGAUGGAUAUAUACUUUUGUAUAUCUAUCUGCCGAUGGUUUUCGAAAAAGAAUUCGUUGAUUAUCUUCCUAAGGUGAUACCGAGUGUCUUGAAAGCUUUAGCUGACGAAAAUGAAUAUGUUCGUGAAAGUGCCCUCAAAGCAGGUCAACGACUUAUAACAAUGUACUGUUCAUAUGCCCGCCGUUUGUUUUUGCCCGAACUUCAAUCUGCUUUAUUCGAUGAUAAUUGGCGAAUUCGAUUUGCGUCCGUUUCAUUGAUUGGCGAUUUUCUUUUCAAUAUUUCUGGUAUUAGUGGAAAAAUGACAUCGGCGACAUCAAGCGAGGAUGAUACGAUGGGAAUAGAGAAUGUCGGAAGGAUUAUAAUCCGCCAAUUGGAUCAAAUACUGGCAGGUAUUUAUCUCUCUCGUUCCGAUGUUGCACUACAGGUUAGGCAAGCGGCUAGCCAUGUAUGGAAAGUCGUAGUUGCCAAUACGCCUCGCACUCUAAAGGAAAUACUAAAAACUUUAUUUGAAAUGUUACUUGCAUGCUUAGCAAGCAAUUCCGAGGAUCAACAGCAAAUGGGCGCUAGAUGUCUUGGUGAGCUCGUUAAAAAAAUGGGUGAACGGAUCAUCAUCGAUGUAUUGCCAGUUCUAGAAUUAGGUCUUGAAUUGCCAUCAGUUGAACAACGACAAGGAGUUGCGAUUGCUCUUCGUGAAAUUAUUGAGAAUACUACGAAAGAUAUUAUGGCUGUGUAUUCAGUACAAUUGCUUGGACCUAUCAGGAAAGCACUUUGUGAUCGUGAAAUAGCUGUCCGCAAAGCUGCUGCGGCUACUUUCAGUGCAUUUUACCAAAAUAUCGGACAUUCAGUUUUUGACGAUGUAGUAGGACCUCUUUUGAUCGCCUUAGCUUCUGGUACUGCUGAUGAUGGUUAUAUGUUAGAUGGCCUCGUACAGAUUAUGCGUCUUAAUAGCAGACAAAUGUUGCCUUAUGUUUUGCCAAAACUUACUCGUCCCCCGAUUAAUGCUAAAGCACUAUGUGCAUUAGCUUCAGUUGCUGGUGACUCGUUGAAUCGUAAUAUUGGUCGUAUUCUAGAUUCACUUCUUGCAACUUGUGAUGAAAAUAUUGAUCGUUGCCUAGAAGUUCUCUUGUCAGUGUCUGAUCAAGAAUCCGUAUCAUUAAUUCUCUCGACGUUAAUGCAGAAUGCUUUCUCUAAAAAUCAUGUUCCGUCGUCACUUUUGCUAUAUUUAUAUGUUAAAGAGACAAAAAUUGAUUUGAAUAACUUCGUUGACGACAUCUUGCCUGGCGCUCUUCUUUUGUACAAUUCUCCAAAGAAUGAGAUUAUCGAAAAUGCGGUUCAAACAUUGAUUUGCCUUUCUCAAAAUCUUGAUCAAAAGCAACAAGUUCAUUCAUUGAAUACAUUGAGAACUGCAUUAUCGUCUCUUGAGGUUCAGGCUGAUACAAAUCUAAUUCCAGGGAUGUCGCACCCAAAGGCUUUGGUACCUUUAUUGCCUAUUGUGCGUGAGGUUCUUUUAUCUGGAGCUUCUGAAAUGAAAGAGAUCGCCGGUGAUGUUCUGAGAAAUAUUGUUAAAAUGAGCUCAUCAGAUACCUUGAAGCCUCAUGUCGUCAAUAUUACUGGUCCAUUAAUACGAGUUUUAGGCGAUCGCUAUCCACCUGCCAUAAAAUUAAAUAUUUUAUCCACUCUUAUCGAACUUUUCGAAAAGGUUGAUGUUCUUCUUCGCCCUUUUCUUCCACAGCUGCAGAGUACUUUUUUGAAAGCGCUACAAGAACCGGCAUCACGGAAUGUGAGAUUAUCUUCAGGUGGAGCUCUGUCUAGACUAAUCAAAAUACAUCCAAAGCCGGAACCAAUUGUCUUAGAACUUAUUAAAUUGUUAACUGUAACUGAAGAUAUUUCAAUCGCGGAGUCGACGUUAAUCAGCUUGCGUUCACUCAUUAAUCAGGUGCAUCAAAAGUUAACAGUAGAAAUUUUAAAAUCAGCAUAUAACGUCGCUGAAAAACAUAUGAAAGAUAGUAUGGAUGAUGGAACAAUUAUAGCAGCUGCUGCGUUAUAUGGCGAAGCAGUGCUGAAAAUAGUGCAUUCGCGGUUAGUUGCCUUGCAUUAUAUAUGUUCACAAGAUGCGAAGAAAGUUGUUGAAAUAUAUGGCUUAGAAAGAUUGCGUACAGUCCUGGUGUCUGCAAUGCAAUUUGAGAAAGCAUUUAUAGCUUCAGCUGCAGUUCGUGCAGCUUUUGAAAUUUUGCAGAACAUAAAACCCAUCGAUGCAGUCUUAUUAACUUCGUUGGUUCGUACUAUUAAUCAUCCAUCUAACGAUGUGAAAAGAUUGGUUGCUGUGACUAUAAAUCAUAUUGGUUUAAAAGAUCUUACACAUGCUGAAAUGAAGGCAAUUGUUCCAAUGAUGAUAAAUGGUACAAAGGAGAAAAAUACAGCUGUGAGAGCAGCAUGUGAAUUGGCUCUUAUAGCAGUUUUCAAAAUGCGUUCAAAGCAAAGUGUUUUUGAUGAUUAUUUAUUAACUCUCGAGGGUGCAGCAAAAGAUGUUUUAUUGGAUGUACAUAAAGGGCUUGUUCGACUUGCAAAAAAUGCUGAUGGUAACCUUGAUACAGUCUCGGAUAUUAUCAAUGUUCCAUGA